Messenger RNA from Spea bombifrons (plains spadefoot toad), 2749 nucleotides. RefSeq names its product SUMO specific peptidase 5 (gene SENP5). The record is from RefSeq and is a predicted model, not a curated record. The transcript has 10 exons. Gene Ontology annotation, cellular component: nucleus. The coding region runs from base 162 to 2372 and encodes 736 amino acids. Gene Ontology annotation, biological process: protein desumoylation. Gene Ontology annotation, molecular function: deSUMOylase activity. Lineage: Eukaryota; Metazoa; Chordata; Amphibia; Anura; Pelobatidae.
GGCAUCUGCACGGUGUUGCUUGUUUGUCCCUUGUGGCGUCCCGUACUGUGGGUGUCGGACUAUUUUCUUAGUGAGGAAGACAGCGGAAUUGGGGCGAUGUGCUGUUAUGUGCACCGGGUCAGCCUCCCAGGGUCAGCCCAAGUUCAGAAUGUGGCGAAAAAAUGAAAGAACGGCGAAAAGCAUCCCGUCGUAACCGAGGUCAGUUGCUGUUGUUGAAAAAGCUAUGGACAACGCGAUUUGGAUCGUUUAGAAAUUUUUGGCAAAAGGGAAUUGUGUCGUCGUCCGAGAGGAGGGCUGCUGACAACAGGAGAAAAUCGGUCCUUUCUAAAGGGCUACAGUUGAGGAACAGCGUGCACAACCUGCUAAGAGAAGAGGGGUUUGCUCCAGAAAGCAAGAAAAACUUUUUACAGGCAUUUUACAAGAGGCAUCCGAGACGGAGUGCACUUCGUUACUCUUUAUAUAGAAGUGUGCUAUGCAGGAGAAAGAUUAACCGCCAGUUGUGCUCCUUAGCACAGGUCAGCAAUGAAGCAAAGUAUCUGGUGACCUUAGAAGGAAGGUUAAGCAAUCGUGCUAGCAAUAAGAAAGAUUUUCUGCUGACUACGAAGCAUGAUGAUGAUGAUGAUGAUGAAAACACCAAUAUAUCUGUAACCUUUAAUAGUCAUGCAAAACUUCCUUCCUAUAUAUUAAAACCUCGAUGCUUUGAUGGUCUAUGGCUGUCAAGAAACUGCAGUUUGUUUUCUGAAGGAAAGGUACCUUUAUUUAUGAUGUAUAAGAAACUUUCUGUGUUUACAACUCGUGGUAGAAUACAGACCCAGAAAUUUAGCGCAAGAAACUGCAGCUUCAAAUUAGUAGGCAUCGGUCGACCGUGGAUCCAGAAAGUUUUCUGGAAAAGCUGCAGGAAAUCUUUGAGAAGAAAGUUUCUCAAAGCCAUUUCCUAUUUGAAGUCUCAGAUUCAGAGACCUGUUCAGUUUAUAAGCAGGGCAUUCGAUAUGAACAAUAACACAUCCGGAAUUUUAUGUGAAAACAAACAGCGUACAAUCAACACCUGCCUAAAAGAGGAGACUGUUAAACUGGAUAGCACUGAGGAUCAGCUUGCAAGUGUUGCAUCCGGCAAACAUAUAUUGAAAAGCAGCCAGCGUCUACAUUGCACAGCUAGUCAGUGGGAAGGUGGGGAGUCCAUACCUAGAAAAGUGGGUGAGCUGCCUACAGCAAACAGUUCUUCUGAUGAUUCGUAUGUUUUUGUAAUGGGAAAAGAAGUGUCCAUAUCAUGUCAGGAGGAUGCAGAAUCCCAGAUGGAGGAGGAUGAUGAGCGGAUGUUGCUGGCACCUGACAAAUUAAAGUUAUGUUCAAAUGAAAAUGCUGAAUACCAGGACAACAUUCCCAUGGACGUGGUGGAAAAUGGUGCAGAUCCCUGCCACAUGGAUGUUGAAGGAUCCAGAAACUUGGGUUUCUGUAACACAAAGCUAUUAGACCAUCCUUACUGUAAGAGUCCGUCACAAGGAUCCACUUCUGAUGAGGCAUUAGAUGCCAUGGGGAACACAGAGGUGAAGAAUGGCAAGAAAAUUGAUAGCUGUGUCCCUGAUGAGCAGCUGUCAUCCUGUCUCUUUGGCCUUCUAAAUGAAAUUAUUAAGAAAUAUGGAAGCCUGAUUCCGCUGUCUGAAAAAGAUGUGCUGACUCGAUUAAAGGAGUUGUUUAAUGAGGACUUUUCCAACAGGAUAUCCUUCAUUAGCAGAGAGAUUAUGAAAUAUCGGGCAAAGCAUUCCAAAGCUGCUGUGUGCAAUUUCCGUAUCUUGUACAACAGGCACGUGCUUGAUAUGGAUGACCUUGCUACUUUAGAUGGGCAGAAUUGGCUCAAUGAUCAGGUUAUUAACAUGUAUGGUGAGCUAAUAAUGGAUGCGGUACCUGACAAGGUCCAUUUCCUAAACAGUUUUUUUCAUAGACAACUCGUGACCAAAGGUUAUAAUGGAGUAAAAAGAUGGACUAAAAAGGUGGAUGUUUUCAAAAAGACCCUGCUAUUAAUUCCGAUACACCUAGAAGUCCACUGGUCACUUAUUACUGUGAACAUCCCCAAUAAAUUAAUUUCCUUUUAUGACUCCCAAGGCAUACACUUUAAAUUUUGUGUGGAGAAUAUACGAAAGUAUCUCCUUACAGAAGCAAAAGAGAAAAAUCACCCAGAGUUCCUCAGUGGGUGGCAGACUGCUGUUACAAAGUGCAUUCCACAACAGAAGAAUGACAGUGACUGUGGCGUGUUUGUGCUUCAGUACUGCAAGUGCCUCGCUUUAGAACAGCCUUUCCAGUUUUCCCAAGAAGACAUGCCUCGCGUGCGGAAAAGGAUUUAUAAAGAACUGUGUGAAUGCCGACUCAUGGAUUAACCAUCGUUGCUGUACUUGAAUCCCUGAAUACUUCCACAACUUUUCAAACAUAAGUUUAGAAGGGUGUCUCACCCUACAUUGUUACCUCAGAUGUUUCUUUUUUUUCUUAUUCUUUUGAGACAUGAAGUUGAUCAGCUGUGGGACAUUAAAGAAGCCUCCAUGAGCAUUCACGAUUUUGAUCUUUGUAUUUAAUAUUUAUUAUGUAAGCAUGCAAAUUCUCAAAAAGCAUGCAGCAGUAAGAACUGUAGAUUUGAUGCACCUUUUGACUUGUAUAUAAAAAUUACAAAAAAAACCUUUAAAUUUUGUUUAUAUAAAUAUAGCAGGUACAUUUUUUUGUUUUGUCCAAUUAAAUUGUACUUACAUUUAAAAAAAAAAAA